AGCUAUAUUGCUCGGGCGGCAUUCCACAAUCACCAGAUACAAUUCCGGGAUCAAUUUUAUUUCUUGCUCGAUAAAUAUGUGCCCCGAUGUUCGCCUCUGGAAUUGAUUGAAUCGGCAGGGUGGCCGAGAUAUGACGCUGUGUUUGAAAUUGAUUGGGAGAAUCAUAUCAAUAAGGCCAAUGAUAUCUUACAGGCCAUGCAGACAGUGCAUGAUGGCUUUGUUCAGGCGACCCGAAGGAUUGAUGUUCCUUAUAUGGUUCUGACUGAAGGCAUCGUGUCGUCUGCAGGGGUUAAAUAUAUGCCGACCUUUAUAGCGACCCUGCAGCUCUUUGUCAAAGAUUCAACUGAAUACAAGUCGCACAUCUGUGAAAUGACUUUCCCAGAACUCAAUGCGAGAUGUGUAGUGCUCUCAGAGGUGAUGGGCCUAGAAAACCUAAAAAGCACUGAUAAUACAGAUGGGGUAAAAAUCAAGCACUACCAACUCAAAUCCUUCGCGGUCCUCUUCUCAUCAUUCAAAAAGGUCACCUGGCUAGAUGCUGACUGCAUCCCCAUCCAUUACCCUGCAACCCUUUUAACCACCGACCCAUUCAAAUCCACAGGCCUGGGUGCCCCGGGAGAAGGCGAUAAGGACACAUUCAUACAGGCUGCCGCUGCUGUGGGCAAGAAAUUCUACACAGCCAGCAAGAAAUUUGCAGAUCUGGGUCGCCAGCGCUAUGAAGGGAAUGACCAUGACAUUAUCCAUGUAGUGAUGCUGCAGGCCGAUCCAGGGGUGGACUACAAGCUUACCCAGCAAGGGAAAUGGCAGGUAAAGGAUACAUCUGUGGCCGCUGCCCCUCGGGCAUUCUUCAUCUAUGCGAAUAUAGUCAAAUUUAACCCCGGGGAAAAAAAACUGUUGGAAGAUUGAUGGGCGGAGGAGGAUGUGGACCACUCCACAGACAUCAGUUCAGCGGCUUGGAUAUGAUAUUGAACGGAUGGCUUGGGAGGAGGUCAUGAUAGUGAGCUGUACUUUAGCGGGUGCUUUUGAGACUUGGGAGGCUGGGGAUGGGUUUUGUGAAGAUGUUCAGAGGCAUUGGGAUACUGUUUUUGAAAAUCCGGAUGCCGAUGGGCUUAAUUUUACACAACAUUGAUUUUUUGACGCUUUGUGUAGUUAUAGGUUUGUGCAUACUGAUCCUGGCAUGAUGUGCAAUGCUCUGAAUGCUCGUACUAACUGUUUUCCAGGAGCUUUAAGUAACGAUCAAUUUCAUAUCCCCA
This is a messenger RNA of Aspergillus glaucus CBS 516.65, 1250 nucleotides long. RefSeq lists its product as uncharacterized. The transcript is spliced from 3 exons. The annotation marks the transcript as partial. Gene Ontology annotation, biological process: mannan biosynthetic process. Gene Ontology annotation, cellular component: Golgi apparatus. Lineage: Eukaryota; Fungi; Ascomycota; Eurotiomycetes; Eurotiales; Aspergillaceae. Gene Ontology annotation, molecular function: alpha-1,2-mannosyltransferase activity. The record is from RefSeq and is a predicted model, not a curated record.